UCUAAAAGAGCAAUCUAAAAUGUCACACUAAACAAAUAUUGCAACAAGGAAGAUGUUUACACAUUCAUACAUCUGCAGUAGCAGCAGAAGACCCAUGCUUCAUUAUCACUCCACGUUUUAUCCUUCUUCUAACCGUGACGUCAUCUUCCUUGGUGGUGUUGGCCAUUUUAGCAUAAUAAGAUGUAAUAGUAGCAGCAGCAGCUCAGAUUCUAAUUCUGGAAAAGGUUUUGACAAGGCAAGCAAGACCUCAACUGCAAGGGGGAAUGGUAAGGAUAAGGGUAAGGGUGGUGCACUGCCACGUCAGAGGAAAUCGGUAUCCCAACAGCCUGGCUCUAUACCUAAUCAGGCACCCGCAACAUAUUCUAGGGUGGAUGGAACAUCAAAAAAUUUUCCGUCAGAUAUUCAGUUUGAAGAAAGACUUCAGGCAGUCAAAAGGUCAGCAAUAAACCAGAAAAAAGCCGAAGAAAAGAACUUAUAUGGAGCAAUCGACUAUGAUGCUCCAGUUGCAUCAGAGCCUAGCAAAAUAGGACUUGGCACUAAGAUUGGAGUAGGAGUUGCUGUCGUUGUUUUUGGCUUGGUAUUUGCUCUUGGAGAUUUCCUCCCGUCUGGAAGUGUCAAUUCGAAUAAAGAUGCAAGUAUGGUACAGAAUGUGCUGUCACCAGAAGAGAAAGAAAAACUUCAGACACAAGUACAAGAAUAUGAGAUGACGCUUAGCACCUCCCCAGAUGAUCCUGUUGCUCGUGAAGGAUUAGCUGUUACAUUAACAGAACUGGGAGAGUAUACCCGGGCUGCAUCCAUGCUUGAAGAUCUGACCAAGACGAAACCAGACCCUGAGGCUUUCCGUUUACUUGGUGAAGUAAAAUAUGAAAUGAAGGACUAUGAAGGUAGUGUUGCUGCCUAUAAGAGUUCGGCAAAGAUAUCACAAAAAAUGAACUUCGAAGUUUUGCGUGGUCUCACGAAUGCAUUGCUUGCUACUAAGAAACCCGAUGAGGCUGUUAAGCUCCUCCUGGCAUCUCGUGAUAGUUUGGAAAGAGAAAAGUCAAAUCAGGGAAACAUUGGAGCUGAUGGUAGCCAAAUAGAUAUGCAACCUCAAUUGGACCCUAUUCAAAUUGAAUUACUUCUUGGGAAAGCAUACUCAGACUGGGGACACGUCAGCGAUGCUGUGUCUGUAUAUGACCAACUUAUCUCUAGCCACCCGGAUGACUUUCGGGGUUACUUAGCAAAGGGAAUUAUUCUGAAAGCAAAUGGAAAAACUGGAGAUGCAGAGAGGAUGUUUAUACAAGCUCGGUUUUUUGCACCAGAGGGAGCCAAGGCAAUUGUGGAUCGCUACUCGAGAUAAUACUUUGUAAAAUUUGACUUGGAUUUGGCUAUCCUGAUAUAAUGAGCAUGAUUCAUGUUUGUGAGAGUGCCUAUUGUAUCCUGGCGAAGGAUUGGAUAUUUUGGCUAUGGGAAAGUUUGAGUUGAAGUCUUGUCAACCUAAUCAGCCGUAAAUAGUUCAAGACAAAGAUUUCACUCGGCAAUCAUCAACUUACAAUUUUUGAUCGAGUGCAGCUGAUAAGCGUGUCAAAUGUAUAAUGUAGAAAGUGGAGUCUCCAUGAACAAACAAUAUAAUGGUUGAUAUAUUAUUUAAGAUAUUUUUUACA
Molecule: messenger RNA, 1643 nt
Organism: Erigeron canadensis
Lineage: Eukaryota; Viridiplantae; Streptophyta; Magnoliopsida; Asterales; Asteraceae
Exons: 15
Coding region: 53-1339 (428 amino acids)
Molecular function (GO): protein binding
Source: RefSeq, a predicted model, not a curated record